This is a messenger RNA of Coccomyxa subellipsoidea C-169, 3234 nucleotides long. RefSeq lists its product as hypothetical. The record is from RefSeq and is a predicted model, not a curated record. Gene Ontology annotation, molecular function: protein binding. The transcript has 14 exons. Bases 1 to 2211 code for a protein of 736 amino acids. NCBI's taxonomy places the organism in Eukaryota, Viridiplantae, Chlorophyta, Trebouxiophyceae, Coccomyxaceae.
AUGAAAUGGCACCCGGACAAGAACCCAGGCAAUGAGGAGACUGCAAAGGUCGCAUUCCAAAAGGUGAAUGCAGCAUAUCAGCGUCUCACCACUGAGGGUGACACUGACAGCGACAGUGAGGAGAUCUUCACCGCUGCUGACAAUUUUGAGGCGGCUGCCGCCUUCUUCAUGCACAUGAUGCGGGAGAUGCGAGAGAUGGGCGAAGGAGGAGUCUUCUUCGAGCUUGGUGGCGGCUUUGGCUUCAUGGGGGGCGCCAGUUUUGGACCGAGCUCUGCACCGCGCGGCGCGGCCGGCCGGGGCCCGGGAUUCGGCUCGGCGCGGGGGGCCGGCCGCGGCCGCAGCAAACCGGCCCACACGUUCUUCGAGGAGGUGUCAGAUGACGACAAUGACUCGUAUAAUUCGGAGGAGGACAGCGAGGACCCCGACUACGGUUACUACAAGGCCCAGGAGAAACGGGAGACUGCGAGGCAGCAAGCCGAGCAGCGUGACAGGCAAAAGCGUGCGGAGGAGCUGCGGGCAAGGCAGCAGGAGCGCCAGAAGCUCUCUGAAGAGGACCGCCGUAAGAACGAGGAGAGGAUUGAGGCUGAGGCGCGCGCGAGGGCGCAGGCGCAGGAAGAGGAGGUGUUGUACAAGGUGAUCAGUCAAAUGCCGCGGCCCACCAUGGCCGAGCGCACCGAGACCUCAGUCACCCUCUCCAUGGCACGCCUCGCCAAAGCCACCGGCGGCAGCCAGCUGCCGAAGGGGUGCCUUUGGGAGAUGGAGAUGCGGCUGCAGAGUGAUUCGGUCUGGCGCUCCAUACACUCCAGCACUAGCACGGGGCCUGUCACCGCCAAUGACCUGCUCCCCGGCACCAAAUACGUCUUCCGGGCCCGCGGAGGCCGCAAGCUGCCUGACGGGAGCAUGGAGUGGGGCAAGUACUCGGAGGAGUCCUUCUACGCGACCAUGGGCCGCUCGCAGGCGCCGGCCGGGCAGGCGGCUGGGCAGGCGGCCGAGUCAGCCGGGCAACCCGGGCAGUCCAAGAAGGGCCGCCGCCGCGACGCUGCCGCCGCAGCUUCCAAGAAGCUGCAGCCGCACAAGAGCGAGGAGGUGGACCUGGACGAAGCCAAGCGCCGCCUCAGGGCUGAGAAGGAGAAGGAGGCGGCCGUGAAGGCAGCGAUGGACCGCGCGGCAGAGGACUAUCGCCGCGAGACGGAGCGGCUGGCGGCGCAGAAGGCCAAGACGGAAGAGAUGGUGGCCGAAAAAGUGCGCCGCUCGCGCAUGAAGGCCCGCAAGAAGGAGGAAGCCGUGCAGCCGCCUCCCCCCAAGGAGGAUGGGGCCCACGGGACUAACGAGCAGGCGGCCGCCCCUGCACCGCCACCGCAGCAGACUUACCGGCCGCCGCUUCCGCUGCGCAGCACAUCGGGGCUGAAUAACUACUCGGACGCCUUCGGUGACGUGCGCCGUAUCAACCCCGAGCAGCCGGGCAGCAACACAGCGGGAGGAGGCUGGGACAUGAUGGUGGAGGAGGAGAUGAGCCUGCAGGAGGCCAUCCAGCUGACCCUCGCGCUGGAGGAGUCCGAGCGCUAUGCCAAGGAGGAGGCCGCCAACAGGAGCAAGCUGCGGUUCACGGAGCAGUCCUUCCCAAGCCUGGGGGGCAACGCUGGCGACAAUGGCGGGGAGUGGGAGGCCUGGGAGGACCCGGACCCCCCGGCGCCGCCACCGCAGAAAGCGGCGCUCCCCCCGCCCAGCCAGCCGGCGUACCGCGAGAGCAAGCGCCCGGCGCCGGCGCAGGGGACCUCCGACAGCGUUAGCAGCAUGUACGCGUCCGGCAACCGGCGCAUGGCGCCCCCGCAGCCGGCAUAUGCCCCGGCCCCCGCGCCGGUGAGGCCGCAUGCGGAGCCUCCUCGCACGAGCGGUUCAGGGGUGUACACUGAGGAAGAUGUCGUCCGCCAGGUCAGAGCCCCUCCCCCGGCAGCGCAGCCGAACGGCUACGGACCUCCAGGCUUCCCCAAUGGCCACGCCAACGGCCACAAGGCUCCCACACAGCGCCCAGUGCCCAAUGGACAGGUUCCGGCCAGGCAGCCCUACAAUCCCCUGAACUCCGCCCCGCAGCAGCCCCAGAGCGCGGCAGCCUCCUAUGCGCCCCCAGCCAGCCAGCAGCUGCCGAGAGGCAACGCCGCGACGCCAAUGGCUGCACUGUUCCCCCAUCUGUUCCCAAACACUGCCACCUAAAGCUCUCAUCAGCAGCUUGUAUCUCCAGAAUCCCAGGGACAUAACAAUUGGAUUUCAUAGGAGCAACUGAGGCUCGCAUCAGCAGCUUUGCAGUUCCCAGAAAAAUGCUCAAUUGGGUUUCAGAGGAGCAACUGAGGCUCGCAUCAGCAGCUUUGCAGAUCUAGGAAACAUGCCAAAUUGGGUCUCAUAGGAGCAACUGAGGCUUGCAUAGUUGCAGAUCCCGGGGGACAUGACCCGAUUGGAUCUCACAGGUGCAACUGGCAGGCGAUUAGACUGUCUUCAUGCACCGUUAUCAGAGGCAGCAGGGCCCUCCUGUGGGAUGUGAAGCCAGAUGGGUGAGAUCAUGCAUGGCUUGCCAUGGUGAAUUCUACAGGAUUCGUGGCGGCAACAGAUACUUUUUUGGGCACAGCAUAAUUGUUUUGCCUGUACCAUAUAUGGGAUGGGAGGCAAGCAUGAGUGAAGGAAAGCGCAUGCGAUAAAACUUGCAGCAGACGGGCAUGUCAGAUACCCAGGUGCCUUUCUUCUGUCAGCUUCUGUUAUCACCUCAUUUUAGGGAACUUAGGCCGAUGCCUUUGUCAAUGUGAUCUAUGGAGGGAAGUGGCUGCAUCCAUUGCAUGCAAAUGGGACUUGACGUAGGUUUGCACAAGGUAAUGGUGUUGUCCUUCAAGCACAAGAUAGAAAACGUGUGUGUAUGUGUGUGUGCUGUAGGUAAGCAAUGGAAGGGGCAUGAGAUUUGCUUUGUAGGCCUGAGUGUGAUAUUCUGCUAAUACUGAGUAUAUGGACGUAUCUUUGAAGGCAGCCUUGUAUGUGUGGCUUGAGAAUUUUUUCAUCCAGCCAGCGUAGGUCUGGCCAGGGGAGUGGAAAAACUCGUAUUAGCAUAUCUUGAUUGAAAGAUCGUGAGGCGCUCUGAGUACUUGAGCAGGCCAGUAAGCUCAAGCCUUCAGGAUACAGUAUGACUGCCAUUCAUGACUUCGUUUCCAAAUCACAUGCAUGGUUGGGUGUGUAAUACUGCCAAUAAUGCUC